Molecule: messenger RNA, 4848 nt
Organism: Drosophila eugracilis
Lineage: Eukaryota; Metazoa; Arthropoda; Insecta; Diptera; Drosophilidae
Gene: dachs
Product: unconventional myosin-IXb
Biological process (GO): actin filament organization; vesicle transport along actin filament
Cellular component (GO): cytoplasm; actin cytoskeleton; vesicle
Molecular function (GO): ATP binding; cytoskeletal motor activity; actin filament binding
Source: RefSeq, a predicted model, not a curated record
CCUUGGACUUGGAUUUGGAUUUGGAUAGGUUCAGGUUCCGCUGAGAGCGCUGUUGACUAGCUGGUAGGUCAAUCAGGAUGAGGCUGAUAUGUUGCUGCCGGACCAGACAUAUGCCGACUAUAACGUGGGCCGCCACCAGCUGCUGACCUACCACAAAAGCAGGAGUCGCGGCUUGAAGUCCAAGCUUUCGCGAUCCAAGAGCUCCGAUGCCAGCAGCAGCAGCUACGAGCGAACAGCGGACUUCUUUGAGAACAUACCGGAUUUUCUAGGGGAUUCCCUUCCGGCCUUUCUGUACAGUCCGCAGGUGCAUCAGGAUGCCCAGCCCAAGAGGCGGAAUCAGGAGGAGGAUGAGGACGACGAUGGAUUGCCAGCGAAGGAUCAGGAGAGCGAGACCACAAGUCAGAGCGACAACUGCGAGGAUGAUGAUGUCCUGCGGCUGUGCGAAGACUUCUUAUGCCGACAUCGCAUGCGACCAGACUUCUUCUGCCAGUAUCACAAGGCAGUCAGUUCGGCAACGCCAUCACCAAAGCAAAGGAAAGCCUCAAUCCCCGAAGUGCAGUGCAAAUCCACAUCCCCACCAGGAAAAGUCAAGCCAAGUCAAGAUAUAAAGGACUUCAAGGCAAGCAGGACCAAAGCUGUGGUGGAGAGGUUUUCCAAGUUCUCGGCCAUUUACACAUUACCUGUGCCCAAAAGAAAGAAGACGUGCAAUAAAACCACAGGAAAUAUAACAGAUGCAUCUUCAUCCAAUGAGGCAGUUCAUCUUCAGCAACGGCUCAAGAGCCUGAGCACCGAGUUGGUUACUCUGCGAAAUCGAUUACAUGUGGGCCAUGGACCAGGUCAAAAUCAGAGUCAGGCAAACGGGUCGCAGUCCCACAGCUCUCCAACUGGACCCAAUGCGGGUCCCAAGGCCAACAAUUUCGAUCUGAAUGCCUCCAGUCCCAAUCUCAACCUGAGUUCCAGCGGUGCUGGACUUUCUGCUACCGCCGUGCAACAGCAUGCCAAUGGACAUCAUUCAGCAUCGAAGAAUCACAACUUCAGCCAGACUCUGCCACCGAACUCAGGCUCUGGGGCAGGAGGAGGAGGCGGAGCUGUGGUGUCGGCGAGGAACACCUCGAUUCCACACCCACUUCCGCACCAGCUGGUCGAAAAGCCGGGUCUGUCGCACCACCAGAGUGGCAGCGGACAUGGUCAGUCCACUGGGACGCUGCCGCACAUAAGCAGCAUGGGAAACAUCCUGGGGCAUGGUUCCCAUUCCCAUGCCCCGGUCAACACCAACUCUAACACUCUGCCUAUGCGCACCUCCAACUCUGGACACCUGGGCACCAAUGGUGUAGGCGGAGGGCAUCACCUCAGCCACGCCCACAGCCAACAAUUGCCAUUUAUCCCGCAGCCGAAGCACGCGAAUCCUUGCCAGAGUGUGAAGACAUUGCCGUUUGGAUUCGGAUUCGCUGGGGGUCAACAGAAGCUGCAGCAGCAGCAGGCCAACUCUCAGCCAAAGGACAUGCAGGACCUUAUCCACUUAUCCGGACCGCUCACCGAGCAUGCUGUAAUGCGAACGCUGCAGGCCCGCUUCAACGAGCAGCGGUACUUUACGAAUGUCGGUCCGAUCUUGCUGUCCAUCAACCCGUACCUGGACGUUGGCAACCCUCUGACCCUCACCUCUACCCGCGCCAUGCCACUGGCACCGCAACUUCAGAAGAUCGUCCAGGAGGCAGUGCGUCAGCAAAGUGAGACUGGAUAUCCGCAGGCCAUUAUCCUUUCGGGAACAUCGGGAGCUGGAAAAACAGCCAACGCAAUGCUGAUGCUGCGCCAGCUUUUCGCCAUUGCCGGCGGAGGUCCUGAAACAGAUGCCUUCAAGCAUUUGGCCGCUGCCUUUACAGUCCUGAGAUCCUUGGGAUCGGCAAAGACCACCACCAACUCGGAGUCGAGUCGCAUUGGCCAGUUCAUCGAAGUACAAGUUACGGAUGGUGCUCUCUAUCGCACUAAGAUCCACUGCUACUUCUUGGACCAAACGCGCGUCAUCCGUCCGCUGCCGAAGGAGAAGAACUACCAUAUAUUCUACCAACUGCUGGCGGGUCUCAGUCGAGAGGAGCGCCAGAAGUUACAUCUGGAGGGUUACUCGCCAGCCAAUCUUCGUUAUUUGCGAGGAGACACUGGCCAGAAUGAGCCGGAAGAUGCCUUGAGGUUCCAGGCUUGGAAGACUUGUCUCGGCAUACUGGGCAUUCCAUUUUUGGACGUUGUUCGUGUCCUUGCCGCUGUUUUGCUGUUGGGAAAUGUUCAGUUCAUUGAUGGUGGGGGCCUCGAAGUGGACGUAAAGGGAGAAACAGAGCUGAACUCGGUGGCCAGCCUUUUGGGCGUUCCGCCGGCAGUCCUAUUCCGUGGACUGACUACCCGGACUCAUAAUGUUCGUGGCCAGCUGGUGAAGUCGGUUUGUGGCGACGGCGAUGCCAACAUGACGCGGGAUUGUCUGGCAAAAGCGCUUUAUUGUCGCACGGUGGCCACUAUUGUCCGUCGGGCCAACAGUCUGAAACGUCUGGGAUCCACACUGGGCACUCUCAGUUCGGACUCCAAUGAAUCGGUGCACAACCAAGCGGAUGCCGCCUCCCAACACGCCUCCACGAUUGGCGGCGGCAACGCGGGGUCCAAAUCAAUGGCUGCCCUUAAUAAUGCAGUGCGCCAUGCCACCGAUGGAUUCAUAGGAAUCCUUGACAUGUUCGGUUUCGAGGAGCCCUCGCCACACGCCCAUCUGGAGCAUCUGUGCAUCAAUCUAUGCGCCGAGACCAUGCAGCACUUCUACAAUACGCACAUCUUUAAGUCCUCGGUGGAGUCAUGUCGCGAUGAGGGCAUCGUGUGCGACACAGAAGUGGAUUAUGUGGACAAUGUCCCCUGCAUCGACCUGAUAUCCUCUCUGAGAACUGGUCUGCUAAGUAUGCUGGACGCUGAGUGCUCAGUUCGGGGCACUGCAGAGAGUUAUGUGACCAAGUUGAAGGUGCAACAUCGCAGCUCCACUCGCUUGGAGACGAAACCCACCGCAGAACCCCAUGAUCCGCGUAUGUUCCUUAUCCGACACUUUGCUGGGCGGGUUGAAUACGACACCACCGACUUUCUGGACACCAAUCGGGAUGUGGUUCCCGACGAUUUGGUCAGCGUUUUCUACAAGCACACCUGCAACUUCGGCUUCGCCACCCAUCUCUUUGGCUCCGAGCUGAAGGCUCUCUAUGCUCAGCCGCAGGCACCGCGUGGCUUAAGCUUCCGGAUCUCGCCCACCUCGCAUUCGGAUCUGCUGAACGGAGAUGAGCCAGUGUCCACGUUGACACAGGACUUCCAUACCAGGUUAGACAACCUGCUAAGAACCCUGGUGCAUGCACGUCCACACUUUGUUCGCUGCAUCCGCGGCAACGGAAACGAGGCUGCUGGAAGCUUUGAUCGGGCCACAGUAGUACGACAGAUAAGAUCCCUGCAGGUUCUGGAGACGGUCAACUUGAUGGCCAGUGGGUUUCCGCAUCGCAUGCGCUUCAAGCAGUUCAACGCCCGCUAUCGGAUGUUGGCCCCGUUUCGUCUUCUACGCCGCAGCGAGGACAAGGCUCUGGAGGAUUGCCAGUUAAUCCUGCAGUACGCCAUGGAGCAAACACCUGUGCUGGAUGGAUCUGUUACACUGGCCUGGGCUCCCGGCAAGCGUCAUGUUUUCCUUAGCGAGGGCAUACGCCAGCACUUGGAACAUUUGCGGACAGAGAUCCGGCACAAGAGCGCCACUCUAAUGCAGGCCACCUGGCGUGGCUGGUGGUGGCGUAAGAAGGUGGGCAGUGGCGCGGCCAAGCGCUCCAGGGCCGCAGGUCAUCCACAGACUCAGUCGGCUCCUCUUCCGGUUACGAAGACAACACAGAACUCCACUGCGCAGAACAAGGCCGCAGCAUCCACAAUGGCGGCCCUUGCCGCAGUGGCAGCUGCAGCUCCCAGUUCAGUACCACGUCUUUCGGCCAAGUCAACGAGCUUGGGCAUCAGUGGAGCAGUGACCAGACCCAGACCACAGCCCAUCGCUGGAACUCCUCCGCCGGAUCCGCAAGAGAAGUGCGACCAGAAGAUCAUACAACAAACCUGUAACCUUUAUGGACUGGAUUUGGAACGUCCACCACCCGUUCCACCGUCUCGAUCCUACACGAUCACCGGCAACUCUAAGCUGGGCUACCCCCAGAGUCGGGUCAUGAAAAUGAGCUUUCCCGAGGAGAGCCAAUCGGAUGCACAGCAGCUAAAGAAAGGCGAGAUAGUGACCGUAAUGGGGGCGUCCACUGGGCGGGGUCACCUGCUGGUGGAGCACAAGGGCCAGAGCUUUAAUGUGCCCUUCCAAUAUAUGGAACUCAUUACUUCGGAGACUGCUGGUGGAACCAAUCUGGCUCCCAUUCCGGCUGGCCAAUCUACUGGUGUAAAAAUUUGAACAAAAGAUAUUGGGGUACCAUCGGACUAUAACCCACAUCUUUCAAGACUGUAAAUAAUCCACUUGGUAGACUUAAGAACAACCAUUAUUAUUAAGAAUCGCAUGCUAACUGAGGUGCUAUAACUGGCCCCGGAUUUACGUAGUAUUAUUAAUUUCGUGUUUAUAAAUAAACGCCAAUCGAUAGGUUGUAGCUUCAAUUACACACCCACAAGUGCCAAUCAAAUAAGUUCUUCCAUGUAUUUUAUAAGUAUUUUGUAUGUUACUGAGAUUACUUUAUCCAUCGUUAAAGGCCAAUACACUAAGUUCUUAAUUAAGUUUCAACAAAUCCAUUCAAACUUAUAUUUGCAUACAUUCUAGAGUUGUGUAUUUUCUUUCAUUAAGGUUCAUCAUUCAAAUAAACCAAGCAUGUAUUGAAA